UUCUGGGGCAAGGUUGCAGCAUCUGCAUCGGAAGUCCCUGGGCCAGCUUCCUGCCAGCUCAGCUGUGUGGCCAAGCUGUUUGCAUCUGAGUUCAGAGACAGACACACAGCCCUCUGAGGUCGUCUGCGCAGUCCUCAUGAAGCCGGAGACGAGGAGGGCCGUGUGCCAUGUGGUGCUGGCCAGCUGCCUGUGUGCAGCCGCCGUGUACAUGGAGGCUUUUGAAGGUGUUCUGGUGCAGGUGGGCUAUGAGCACUAUGCAGAAGCCCCAGUCACCUGCCUCCCCGCCUUCCUGUGCAUGCCCUUCAACUCCCUUAUCAACCUGGCCUACGUGGCCCUGGGCCUGUACUGGUUGCGGCUGGGGGCCAGCAGCCCGCAGGAUCAGUACCUGAAGGACACCUUUGCCACCAUGGCCCUGGUCUAUGGCCCUGUGCAGUGGCUGCGGGUCGGAACUCAGGCGCGGCCCGCUGCCUUGCUGGAUCAGUGGUUCACGUUACCCAUCUUCGCGUGGCCAGUAGCCUGGUGCCUGACCCUGCAUGGUGGCUGGCAGCCCAGGCUGUUGCUGUGCGUUGAGGGCCUCUCCCUGUUCAGUUACAGCCUCGCCCUGCUGCACCCCCAGGGCUUUGAAGUGGCCCUGGGGGUGCACGUGGCAGCCACAGUGGGCCAGGCACUGCGCAUGCAGUGGCUCUGUGGCAGUGUGGCCACGGCCACCUACUUGGCUCUGGGCAUGCUCUCUUGCCUGGGCUUUGUGGUCCUCAAGCUCUGGGACCUUCCGCUAGCGCGCUGGCGUCUCUUCCAACACCUCACUGGUCACUUCUGGUCCAAAGUGUGUGACGUGCUGCAGUUCCACUUUGCAUUUUUGUUUCUGACCACCCUGAGCCACGGCCUGAGCCCCCACCCUGAGGGAAAGGCGCGCCGCCAUGUGCAGGCGGUCACUGAAGCCUGUGUGCUGCCAACUGCCUGGGUCCCAGCAGACCACGCAGCACACCGUCCUUCCCCUGUGCGGGCCCGACUGAGGUACUGAGCCACCCACCUCAGCGCAAGCCCUGUACGUGCACAUGCUCUUCUUGUAACUCAAAAAUAAACCUGUGAGCCUAAGAACCCAUCACACUUUGGCCAGAUCUUUGAGGGGGUGGCCACAGCUGGGCAGGC
This is a messenger RNA of Ochotona princeps (American pika), 1149 nucleotides long. RefSeq names its product transmembrane protein 187 (gene TMEM187). The transcript has a single exon. The coding region runs from base 137 to 1021 and encodes 294 amino acids. NCBI's taxonomy places the organism in Eukaryota, Metazoa, Chordata, Mammalia, Lagomorpha, Ochotonidae. The record is from RefSeq and is a predicted model, not a curated record. Gene Ontology annotation, cellular component: transport vesicle.